AUGGCUAUCAAAUCGUUGGAGCUGUUCUUGUUUGAGCGCGGGUUAGUCGGUUCAUAUCCACUUGAAGCAUUGAAAAAUUCGACUUUAGGGAUUGAUGUUGGCCACUAUGUGUCCAGGUUGUUGACAGCUAAGAAGGAACAGUAUUUGGACGCCGUUGGUGGAUUUCCUACAUCUUUAAACCUGUUUUUGGAGAGUGAUUUGAAAGUGUUCGCAGAAUAUAAUAUUACACCUGUUUUCAUCUUUGAAGGAUCUCUGUCACAAAAUAAUUUAAUCGAUUCAGGUCACUUUGUUGCUAAUGGUAAUGUUAAAUCUGUAAAUUCAAUGGAUCAAAAUAACGCCCCAGGUGCAACCACUAACGGUAGAGAAAGUAAUGGUACUUCUGAUAAAGAUAUUGCAUUGGCUCACAGAAAUAAGGCAUGGACUCAAUGGAAAAAUCUGGUCACUGCCACUCAAUCUACAUAUAUUGACCAACCACCAAUACCACAUGAACCAUUCCGUUACCAUACAUCAGUUGAUCCCCGUCGUUAUCAGGAGGAUUUGAUUCAAUAUUUCAUUGAACAUGAAGUACAUUAUCAAGUUGCACCAUUUGUUGCAUGGUCUCAAUUGGCAUACCUUUACAAACAUGACUACAUCGAUGCAAUUUUUGGUCCUACAGAUUGUUUGAUGCUUGGUGAAGUCGAUAGAUUUAUCCUUGGAAUGGAAUUCCCAAAUAAGGACUUUAGAUACAUUGAUAAAAAUCGUGUAUUGAAAGAAAUGGGGAUAUCCUUAAAAGAAUUUGUUGAUAUCGCAAUGACUCUGGGUAAUACUUUACAACCUACUACUUUACCACCUUUACAGAUUUAUCCAAGUAAUAAAUUAUUCGAAAUCGCUUUGGAAAUGGUUCUGAAUACAGGUACAAAUUUUUAUUUGUAUCAAUUAGGAAAUGAAAUGGAUACUACUACACAAUCUUAUUUGGAACAAUUUCAAAGAGGUGUAUCUCAUUUGAAGUAUAUGCCAGUGUUGAAGGACUCGGGAAAAGUCGAUCUUUACAUUAAUGAUUUCGAAAAUAUGAAUUCACAUUCUGAUGGAAACAAACUAUCACAAAAUGGAGAAACUGAGAAUGAACAUUACAAUAACAAAAAAUCAGAAACCACUAGAACUUUACCUAUACCUAAUGAUGUUCAUGAUUUUAUUACCCAAAGAUUACCAAAUGAAUAUUAUUUCUAUAAAUCCUUAGGUUUGACAUCAGGUAAACUGUUUGAUGCAAUCACCACUGGUGUAUAUCCAGAAGAACCACCUUUGGAUGGCGGAGCCUCUAAUUCAUAUAGAAAAUUGGUUACUGAUUCGGUCACUAUUUUCAAGAAUAAAGAAUUAAACCUAUUGACUCAACCAAUCAACAGAUAUUUCCAAAUGAAACAGAUUAAGCAAGUAAAAUGGUUUGAUAAUGAUGAUAAAACUACUUUAUUGAAUAGAACUACUCCUUCGAUAUUUGAUAAAUUAAACCACUUGAUUGUUAAGACUGGUAGUGGCGACGAAAAUAAAUCAUUUGCUAUUGAUUCAUUCAUUAAGUUAUUAAAUGAUUCCACUGAUUUAGUUACUGAUUUUAUUUCUAACGACGUAUUGUUUCCAAAUUCUGUUCCUUUAGAGAAAAAAUUAAAUAAUUCUUUUGAUUUAUUGGCUACAACGUUGUUAAGAACUCUAGUUCAAUUAGAAUUUUUUCAAUAUGACUUUGAUAAGAAAAUUUUAAAACCAACCCCAUGGGGUGAAAUUUUCUUAAAAUUUAAUAAUUUACAAAUUGAACCCCAAUUCCAAGAAAAUUUAUUAAUUUUAUUAUUGUUUUUGAAAACUAACGUCUUAACUUUAAGUGAAGAAUUCCAACCUUCGAUUCAUUCUGCAUUGUCCGAUCAUACAUUGCGUACUUACCCACAGGAAGCCAAUAGCAUUCUUUUAUUAACGAGAGUGUUGACAUUGUACCAAGUCAAACAAAAGCCUACAAAUUAUCAUGGUCCUAUUGAUAAGAAGACUUUAGCAUUCAGAGAUCAUUUGGAUUUUGUCAGAGAAAACAUGAACGAUAUGUUUGAAGCUGUCCUAGUAUCAUCAUUAACAGCAAAUGAAUUUAACAAAUUGCAGUACGACAAUCAUAAUUGGCAAAAAGACAUUGUUGCAAAGAUGCCUUUCAAAUUAGAAUUACCAAAUAUCCUAAUGGCAAUGAUGUGGGAAUUUUUCUUACAAAAAUAUUUGCAUAAUGGGAACUCCAAGAGUGAUGCUAUGGCAUUAAUUAAUAAUGUAUUCAACACUUACAAGAUGAUUACAAAACUAGAAGAACAAUUUGAUAAUUCCUUCAAGUACUUGGAUCAAUGUAGUAAAUUGUUUAAGGAAGUCGCAGGAGCUAGAUUGAUGAAAAGUAAUGAAGCCACUGCAUUUGAAGAUGCAGUUGCUUUAUGUAAGAAUGCUUUAGUAGAAAAUUAG
This is a messenger RNA of Maudiozyma barnettii, 2448 nucleotides long. RefSeq names its product Mkt1p (gene MKT1). Gene Ontology annotation, molecular function: 5'-flap endonuclease activity; 5'-3' DNA exonuclease activity. Gene Ontology annotation, cellular component: nucleus. Lineage: Eukaryota; Fungi; Ascomycota; Saccharomycetes; Saccharomycetales; Saccharomycetaceae. The transcript has a single exon. The coding region runs from base 1 to 2448 and encodes 815 amino acids. The record is from RefSeq and is a predicted model, not a curated record. Gene Ontology annotation, biological process: mismatch repair; DNA double-strand break processing; DNA recombination.